AAAUUAGAUGGAUCAGCAGUCUGAAAGAGUUUUUGAAAUUAAAAAAUGGAAUGCAGUUGCAUUGUGGAGUUGGGAUAUUAAAGUUGACAAUUGUGCCAUCUGCAAAAAUCAUAUAAUGGAAAAAUGUAUAGAAUGUGAUGCAUAAGAAGGAUAAGGAGAAUGUAUUGUUGCUUGGGGAACAUGUAAUCAUGUAUCAAAGGUUUUUUAUUUAAGGCAUAUCAUUUUCAUUGCAUUGAGAGAUGGUUAAAGAAUAGAUAAACAUGCCCAUUAGAUAAUCGAAAUUGGGAAUAUUAAAAAUAUGGAUGAGCG
Messenger RNA from Paramecium octaurelia, 309 nucleotides. Lineage: Eukaryota; Ciliophora; Oligohymenophorea; Peniculida; Parameciidae. The record is from the annotation of a GenBank genome assembly.